CAUGAUGUGAAUGAGUUGGUCGUUUUCUUGAUGAGCUACCCUCGCCUGUAUCGCCAACCUUACAGCAUGCAUAUACUGUUGGGUAACUGCAUGUUUGGCCGCCAGAUGGAAGUAGAACUUGUCAUUAGUUUCCUGUUGCACAAACAAUCCCAUGGUUCUGAAGAAUUGGAGGUCCUGCCAAUGGUCGGUCCUGCCAGAGUCGGGAAGAGCACCCUUGUUGCUCAUGUUUGCAGGGACGAACGAGUCCGUGAUCAUUUCUCAGAAAUCUUUUUCCUGCACAGCCAUGAGGUUACAGAUGACAAGCUAGCUUUCAGAGAAGGAUGUAGAAUGAAAGAUCAGAAUACCGUGCCAAAAUCGAACAAAGACAAGAUAUUGCUAGUUGUUGUUGAGUUAGCUGGGGAUCCUAAGGAAGAUGCAUGGAGUAGGUUGUAUCAUGCUUUUAAACGGUGUGCUCCCAGCGGAAGUAAAAUCGUAGUCACCAGCCGAUCAGACAAAGUUGUAAAAUUUGGAACAACGCCGCCUCUAACUCUUGAGUAUCUGCCCCAUGAGGUGUAUUGGUAUUUCUUCAAGACGCUUACAUUUGGAGGCAUGGAUCCGGAGAUGCAUCCAAGGCUCAUGCAACUGGCCAUGGAGAUAGCCAGAACGCAGAAUGGUUCCUUUGAUGGCGCACACAUCACUUCGUGUUUGUUAAGGGGCAACUUUGACAUUCAGUUUUGGUCCAAGGUUCUGAGCUUCUUGAGAGGGUUCAUCCAGAAGCAUGUCUCCAAAUUCGGUGAGCAUCCACUUUAUUCUCUGGGCCAAAAUAGACCUACAGAAGUUGGGAGAAUGGUUACACCUUCUCAAGAACUUGUGAUUUCUCAUCAGUAUCAAUGCUCUUCACAAGAGGAGGUUCCAAAGAUAAGACUCCAAGAUGUGAUGUAUGGAAGUGUUAAGCCUCAUGGUGAAGUUGAUGUCCUAUCAUGGAGAUCUCAGAUACCGCCAUACUAUAGCUACAUCGCUACUUGCGAGAUUAGAGAGCUAAGAACUACAGCUGCCAAGAGGAAGCGUUCUAUGAAAGAUGGAGUAACAGUUGGUUAGUUUCAUCAUUGUCUAGCGUGCAUAUGUAGGAAUAUAUUUUUAUGUUCUUACUUUUGGUAGGCCACAAGUUACAGCAUAGUCAAAAUGAGUAAGAAUCUGGAGCUCAGAGGCGACGUAGUUGCUUAUCAUCAUGUAGUUGAAGUUUGGUGUUUGCUUAUCAUCAUGCUUGAACUUUGGUCCCCAUGCCACGUUCCUCCGGAUGGUUGACCUCUAUUAUCUGAUACAUGUAAUCAGGGGCGGAUACAGGAGGGGGGAUAGGGGGGCUCAAGCCCCCCUAAGCUCCCCUAAUUACACGUAAAACACUGUAGCAAGAUCUCCAAAUCACCAUUAAAUCUUCACACAAAUCAACAUCUCUAUUGUUUCAGCCCCCCUUGCCUCCAAUCCUGCAUCCGCCACUGCAUGUAAUUAGCCAAACUCAGCUAUAUUAUAUUUUUUGCAAUCCAAAACGUUGAAUUCGAUGAGGUAACUUGGCCCGGCCCAGUAGGUUUGUCAGGCCUUUUGAUCCGGGUGAUCGAGCCCAACAAUCUCUCUCCUCUCCUCUCGUCUUCUCCGACUCCGAUCCUCUUCUUCUCCCCAAUUGCACACAGAGGCGGCAGGAAACCGAUAGAAAGAUCCAGAGCAAAAGGAGGCUCUUGGGUUCGUUCAUCUGCGAUCCCAAGGUUAAUUGGUGCUGAUCUUUGUGAAAACCGUCACCAGCUCGGCCACGAUCGGUAACGUCAAGGAAAAGAUCAAGUACAAGGAGAGCAUCCUAUCAGACCAGCAGCACCGCAUCCACCUUGGCAGACUACAACUUCUAGGAGUCCAUCCUCCAUCUCGUGUUCAGGAUCGAAGGUGGUUUAUUUGCAGACGACCACUGGCAGCAAGGCCAUGGAGUCUAAGGAUCAAAACAAGGAGGUCGCUUUGUCACAGCAGCAGCGCGACCGGCUGCAUCUCAUCCAGUAUCUCAGGUUUGCUCGGAAGCAGCGCGAGGCCGGCCUUGCCGUUCCUGACUAUAACAUUCAGAAGGAGUCUACUCUUCACAUGGAGCUCAGGCUGGGGAGGGGCAUGACGAUCCUUGUCAAGACUAUGGCACACACUACCAUGAUGCUGGAGGUUGAGCUAUCUGACACAGUUUUUGAUGUGAAGAAAAAGAUCCAGGACACGGAUGGAAUACCAAUCAGGGAGCAGCGCCUCAUCUACACCGGCAGGCAGCUCAUAGACAACAGAACCCUAGCCGACUACGACAUCCAGAAGGGAUCCCAAAUGCACCUGGUAGUCUGGUGCUAUUUGUUGGGAGGAUAUAUUCAUCCACCCAACUAUUUGUCUUAUGUAGAUUACUUGCGUAUGUGUGCAUGGCGGCCGGUUAUGGGCCCUAGCUAGGGUAUAAGACUCAAUAAUGCAAGAUGCUUAAACAUGGGUCUUUGAAGUGAGAGAAUGUUGUGGCAUCGUCUUUUAAGCACCUGCAAAAAGGUUAACCCUUCCUUUGCAAAUGGGUGCUUACAUAAGCUUAAAGAUAGAUUUGUCUUAAA
Panicum virgatum (switchgrass) is the source of this 2585-nucleotide messenger RNA. Its product is annotated as putative disease resistance protein RGA3. The record is from RefSeq and is a predicted model, not a curated record. Gene Ontology annotation, molecular function: ADP binding. The transcript has 2 exons. NCBI's taxonomy places the organism in Eukaryota, Viridiplantae, Streptophyta, Magnoliopsida, Poales, Poaceae. The annotation marks the transcript as partial.